Molecule: messenger RNA, 535 nt
Organism: Paramecium octaurelia
Lineage: Eukaryota; Ciliophora; Oligohymenophorea; Peniculida; Parameciidae
Source: the annotation of a GenBank genome assembly
AUGAAAGGUGGAGGGGGAUUCUAUGAUAAAACUUAGUUCGUGACAUGGGUGUUAAAUAUAUAUCUAUUUAGAUUGAAUCUUAUAAGCUAUACCAAUAUGAAUAGAUUUAAACAAGCAUUUUACAAAGAUUUACAUUGUUUGUUCCCUCAAAGCAUUGUCCAACUUUCUACCUAAUUUAUGUAAUUUAAAUAUCAUCCUUUAGCUUACAAACAAAAAUAUCAAUUUCUUCAUUACUAUUCACAUUUGUCGCAAUCAUAGAACCUAAAUGCAUACAGUUCCUGCUAAUUUCCUUUCAGAAUCACGUGAAAUUUAUUAUUUAAUUAAUUAAUUCUUAGACGAUUUCUUUUCUUUUAUUCAUUAAUUUCUAUCAUAUCCUAAAAUCCUUCCUUUCAUAUAUUCUUUCAAAAUCUAACAGGCUUUUGAGUUAUUGUAUUUCACUCCUUUAGAAAUAAGCUAUUCUAAUAAUAAAUUAAAUUUCAGAAGAUUACAAAAUUUCGCUAAAAUACUGCAGCUCCUUCUUGAAAUCAUUUAAUGA